Messenger RNA from Bufo bufo (common toad), 902 nucleotides. RefSeq names its product ADP ribosylation factor like GTPase 14 effector protein like (gene ARL14EPL). The coding region runs from base 149 to 634 and encodes 161 amino acids. NCBI's taxonomy places the organism in Eukaryota, Metazoa, Chordata, Amphibia, Anura, Bufonidae. The record is from RefSeq and is a predicted model, not a curated record. The transcript is spliced from 5 exons. Gene Ontology annotation, cellular component: intracellular membrane-bounded organelle.
GACUUUUUCAAGUUGUUGGAUCCGUGAUUGCCAGCACUUUCCAGGGGCUGCGUCCGUGCUCAUUGCAAAGGAACAUAGCCUGGUGUCUGCAAAGUGGAAGGAGGCUGAUUCUGCCCAGAGCCAUCCCAGCAGCACCAUAGAGGACACAAUGGGCAAAAAAAUGAGAAAGGUCACAAUGAGUGAGAAAUCAACUUGUGCAAAAAACAAGGAAGGACAAGAAGGUGUGGAGACAGAAUCUGCGAAAGAUACCAAUCCCAGACCCCAGAAGCAACUGCAAAUUGAGAGACAGUUGAAAUGUUUGGCCUUUCAAAAUCCUGGACCUCAGGUCGCAGACUUUAAUCCUGAAACUAGAAAACAAAAGAAGAAAGCCUACAUGUCUCAGAUGAAUGGAUAUUACACCACCAACAAGGUUUCUCUGAAAAAAUAUGACAAACAAGGUAAACUCCUGUGUAACAGCCGGGACUUGUGUGACUGUCUGGAGGAGAGCUGCCAAGGGUGUUUCUAUCCUUGCCCUAAGUGCAGUUCCAACAAAUGCGGACCUGAGUGUCGCUGCAACCGGAAGUGGGUCUAUGACAGAAUACAGACGGAGGCUGGUGACAUCAUCAGCAAGCUGCCGUUUUAUGUUCCUGAUUAAUACACUGGAAAGUUUCCUUAGUGCCGCAUCUGUAGGAGCUGAAUGUACAUAUUUGUGUGACACUGAGUUAUGUGAGGGAGGGCGAUCUGGAAAGAGUGUCCUCUGGUUAAACCAGUAAGAACUCUAAGGAGUUAUCCCAAAGAUGUCUUGUCUAUUACUUCAGUCAGAUAUGUUGUACAGUAAAAGUGAGUUGGUUGGCGUCUGGCUGCUAUGACCCUUGCUGACCCCCAAGAACAAUCCAAUUCAGAAAGCUGGUAGCACAAUGGCU